AUGGAUAAGGUUCUAACAGGGUUACAGGGAAUCGAACUUUUCGUCUACCUAGAUGAUAUCGUAAUAUAUGCAAGUAGUUUGACGGAACACGCGCAGAAAUUUAACAAAUUAGCUGAAAGACUGAGGAAAGCUAACCUCAAACUGCAACCGGAUAAAUAUGAAUUCCUAAGGAAGGAAGUCACGUACUUAGGGCACGUAAUUAGUGAAGCAGGGGUAAAACCGGACCCCAAGAAAUUAGAAGCCGUGGGAAAUUACCCACGACCGCGUAACGCUAAGAACAUCAAACAAUUCCUCGGAUUAGCAGGAUACUACCGCCGGUUCAUUAACAACUUCUCCCACAUAGCCAAACCCUUGACAUCGUUGUUAAAGAAAGACAAACCUUUUGACUGGCGCGAACCACAAGAAGAAGCGUUUAUAAGAUUACGCAAUUGCCUGUGCGAAGAGCCUCUGCUUAUCCACCCGGAUUUUACCAAGCCUUUUAUCUUAACUACAGACGCUUCCGCCUACGCAAUAGGAGGAAUACUUAGCCAAGGUGAAGUAGAUAGCGAACUAGAUGAACUAUUUACCCCAAGUCGUAAAAAAGGAAAGAAGUCCAAAGAAAAUCCUAAAGGCACCAACCAACCCAACGACGAUACCCCCAGCCAAAGAAAUCCUAAGGAACCAAUAUCUCGAUUAAACGAAACAUCUAUAAAUGAGACAUCAGAUCUACCAAAUACCACUGAUUCCCAAUUCCUCGACAAAAUCACGAACAACGACACAGAUCCGAACGAUCCCCAUAACCAAGACGAUUUAGAAGACAUGAAUAGCGACGAUGACGGGAAUUCAGUAACUAGCGACAGCAGCAGUGAAACUGACUACGACACUGAAAAUGAACCUACCUUAUUCGACAAGGCCAACACGCCAUACGAACUAACUCAAAAAAACAAAGUAAUGUUCCAAGUCUCACGUGAAAGCUUGCCAAAUCGAAAAGAUAAUCUCGUGGUAUUCAUAUCUCCACAAAAUGAACCGUGUGACGAAGGUGCUCGUGCAUUAAAUCAAGCAAAAAUGUUACCCACAACAGAAAAUGUAACCAUCGCGCGCGCCCGACCGAUUCUAUACAAGCAGAAACACAUAAUUACACUCGCUAUAAAAGACAAGGUAUCGGAGAUAACAGAAAAAGAAAUUCUAGAAGAAACUAUAUACUCGCUUUUAGACGUCAUCAAGGAACUCGGGUUGCAAUCUUUCUCUAUAUGUAAAGGAAACGUCGGCAGCGUACCAUGGGCACGAGUUCGCGAAAAUCUACGAAAUAUAUUGAGUCAUUCGGGAGUAACUAUAACCAUUUGCAAGAACGAAAUAAUUACGCCACCGCAGAAUCAAUGGCAAGAGAUAAUAAAAGAACACCACGCUUCCGCGAUAGGAGGACAUAAGGGUGUGACGAAAACGUACAAACGCGUCAGAUACAAAUACUUCUGGCCAAAAAUGAAGGCCCGGUAA
Messenger RNA from Mycetomoellerius zeteki, 1473 nucleotides. RefSeq lists its product as uncharacterized. The coding region runs from base 1 to 1473 and encodes 490 amino acids. The transcript is spliced from 2 exons. The record is from RefSeq and is a predicted model, not a curated record. NCBI's taxonomy places the organism in Eukaryota, Metazoa, Arthropoda, Insecta, Hymenoptera, Formicidae.